Messenger RNA from Dunckerocampus dactyliophorus (ringed pipefish), 2578 nucleotides. RefSeq names its product solute carrier family 38 member 9 (gene slc38a9). NCBI's taxonomy places the organism in Eukaryota, Metazoa, Chordata, Actinopteri, Syngnathiformes, Syngnathidae. Gene Ontology annotation, biological process: amino acid transmembrane transport. The record is from RefSeq and is a predicted model, not a curated record. Bases 316 to 1998 code for a protein of 560 amino acids. The transcript is spliced from 16 exons. Gene Ontology annotation, molecular function: amino acid transmembrane transporter activity.
GAAAAGCCGAAGAUGAAGCGGAAGCAGUAGAAGAAGAAGAAGAAGAAGAAGAAGAAGGAAGGGGGUUAGGAAAACAAAUCAAAUGCAAGACGAAGGCUAAUCACAACCCAGAUAUUGUUUGUCAUGAGGAACCCUGUUUUAUUUUCUAAACUCCGACAGAUCUUGCCGAUUGUACUGCUGACACAGCAAAACUGAGAUGAGCUGAAGACACCCGGGAACGAUUAUUUCACCAUCAGCGUCGUCAGGUGGCAACUCAGACCUAUUUGCCCCAGUCAGGUGAUGCGAGUUGGCAGGAUCCAGCUGAGUGUCUGAGAUAUGAUGGAGGAUGACUACAGGCCUCUGCUGAGCUCGGGGCCGACAGGAGAAAGCCUCUCGCACAGAGGGUCCACAGACUCACUGGACAACAGGGCUAAAAGGCCUUUCCACGUGGAGCCCAGAAAUAUUGUAGAUGAUGACCCGCAAGAGAGGGUGUCUGCUGAGGCUGCCAUCCUCAACAGUAGAGUGCAUUACUACAGCAAACUCACUGGCUCAUCUGACAGGCUGCUGAGUCCCCCUAACCAUGUCAUCCCCCGGGCAGAGGAGAUUUACAUUUACAGCCCUCUGGGGUCAGCUUUUAAGGUGACAGGCAGUGACCACUUGACUAAAAACCCCAGUAUCAUCACCAUAUUUGCGAUAUGGAACACAAUGAUGGGCACAUCCAUACUCAGCAUACCUUGGGGUAUAAAGCAGGCUGGUUUCACUCUGGGGAUCCUCAUCCUUAUCUUCACAGGCUUGCUGAUGCUCUACUGUUGUUACAUUGUACUCAAAUCACCGAAGGCAAUCCCUUAUGUGGACACAUCUGACUGGGAAUUUCCUGAUGUUUGUCGGUACUACUUUGGCAAGUUUGGCCAGUGGUCUAGCUUGGUCUUCUCAAUGGUGUCUCUAAUUGGAGCCAUGGUGGUUUAUUGGGUCCUCAUGUCCAACUUCCUCUACAACACUGGGCAGUUUAUUUACAACUAUGCUCAUCAUGUUAACAUGUCAUAUCCCCAGUUUGGAACCAAUGGUACAGAUAAAGUAAUUUGUCCAUACCCAAACACUGACUCUGAAGGGAACAAGAGCAUCAGCACUCUUUAUCUCAGCACCACUGGCAAUGAUACCACUGAUGUCGACUCCUUUGAACAUUGGUGGAGCAAAACCAACACCAUUCCGCUCUAUCUCAUCAUCCUACUGCUGCCACUGCUUUGUUUCCGAUCAGCCUCCUUCUUUGCAAGGUUCACAUUUUUGGGCACCAUAUCAGUCAUCUACCUGCUUGUUCUGGUCACCAUCAAAGCUGUCCGCCUUGGCUUCCAUCUAGACUUCAGCUGGUUUCACGCAACCAAGUACUAUGUUCCAGAGUUCCGGCUGCUCUUUCCUCAGUUGACGGGCGUCCUCACGCUGGCGUUCUUCAUUCACAACUGUAUCAUCACCCUAAUGAAGAACAACAAGCACCAAGAGAACAAUGUACGGGACCUGUCUGUGGCUUAUCUCCUGGUAGGGCUGACCUAUCUUUAUGUAGGAGUGUUGAUCUUCGCUGCCUUUCCAGCUCCUCCUCUCGACAAAGACUGCAUUGAACCAAACUUCUUAGAUAAUUUCCCCAGUGAUGAUGUGUUGGUAUUUGUGGCUCGGACCUUCCUGUUGUUCCAAAUGAUCACGGUCUACCCCUUGCUGGGAUACUUGGUGCGAGUCCAGAUGAUGGGCCAGAUCUUUGGCAAUCAUUACCCCAGUUUCUUCCAUGUCCUGGCUCUGAACAGCAUGAUUGUUGGAGCUGGUGUCCUGAUGGCAAAGUUUUAUCCCAAUAUUGGAUCCAUUAUUCGGUUUUCUGGAGCAACGUGCGGCUUGGCUUUGGUGUUUGUCUUUCCCUCAUUGGUCCACAUGAUCUCCCUGAGACGACAGGGCACCCUCCGCUGGCCGUCAGCGCUUUUCCACAGUUGUCUGAUCCUGUUGGGUUUGGCCAACAUGGUGGCUCAGUUCUUCAUGUAGUCAUAUUUCUGAUGGAUGGAGGACAACAAAGAGUGCUAUAAUUCAACCAUCGUGUGCCAUCGGAAUAAUCAAUUGCAACAUCCAGCAGGAAUCCAAUGACUUCAUUCUGUUAUCUUCUGUCGUUUUCUGUCUUCCAGCCAGUAAGAUUUUGGUGAUAAAAUGAAACUUAAGAUGUUGGAUUAUUCCUGUCCUAACUAGUCUGAGGGACUCGGUGUUCUAUGUUUCAACUGGGAGUUGCAAUGGGACAUAGAGGAUAUAUAAGGGAUUUUAGGAAUUAAGGGAUGUGUAUUUCAGCAUUUCAUGGAUUUCGUUCCAUCAAAUCAAUGUGCGGAUUCAUCUUUGUAGAAGUUGCUCUCACUGAUGACAGGGAAUUAUUUUUACUAACUUUGUGAUUAUCCGAGCUGUUUGGUCGUUUGGGGAAAAAUAGGUUUUUCAACAAACUUUGUCAGAAUCUUUUAAUCCCAGAAAGCAUGUUGAUUUCAUGUUUACUUUAUGCUAACUAUUCUUCAUUGCGUGCUCUGUAAUUCAUGGACAGACAAAGGAAACGUGACUGACAAUAAAUCUUAUCAGGUUCUAACAA